AUGCCUCCCCUCCUUGCCCCCCUCUUCCUGCUACAGCUUGUAGUUCUUACCUUUGUGAGUGGAGGAGCAUACUACGGUCACAAGCAGCAUCCUCAGCCAUACCAACCGAUGCAGCAUAUCCAACAUAUUGGCAUGGGCAAAGGUGGCUUCCCUCAGCAGCAGUACCUAGGCAAAGACAUGCCCUAUUUGCAGUAUCCCCAUUACAGCAAGGAGCUCCCACCAAUGCCCAUGCACAAGGGAAAGGAAAAUGCUCAUAAGGGGGGAAGCUACAAUGGUGGCAAAGACAAAGGCCAGACAAUUCCUAGUGGUGCUGAGGGAAUUCCCCAAGGAGAGCCAGGCCCUGCUGGCCCACCUGGGCCACCUGGACCAGAGGGACCUCCAGGACCUCCUGGGCCUCCAGGGAAUGGGUUGCCAGGACCUGCAGGACGGCCUGGACCUCCUGGUCCACCGGGAAUUCCAGGAGUUGGGAAACCAGGUUUUCCUGGGCUUCCUGGAAAACCUGGAGGAACUGGUAUUGAUGGCCCUCAAGGAGAAAUGGGCCCUAGGGGUGAAGAAGGACCACCAGGACAGCCAGGGCCUCAAGGACCCCCAGGACCACCUGGACUUCCAGGAAUAGGUAAACCAGGUGUUCAAGGUUUACCAGGUCAAAUGGGGCCCAAAGGUGAGCCAGGUCACAAAGGUCUUCCAGGUUUACCAGGACUGCCGGGACCUAAAGGAGACAAAGGGAUGGGGCUGCCGGGACCACCUGGACACAAAGGGCUUCCAGGGCUCCCUGGGCCUGCUGGUCCAAGAGGAUUGCCUGGUUUUGGUAAACCUGGAUUGAAUGGCACACCAGGACAACAGGGACCACCAGGGGAAAAGGGACAUCCAGGACAUCAAGGGCCAGCUGGACCACCAGGUGAAAAAGGACAGCCUGGCCCAGAAGGUCUACCUGGUCAAGGGAAGCCAGGUCAAAAUGGUCUACCAGGACAACCAGGCAUGCCAGGUGUGAAAGGUCAUCCAGGACCACCAGGUUUGCCAGGAAAGCCAGGAUUGCCAGGACUUGGUAAACCGGGACUCCCAGGACCAAAGGGUGAUAAAGGUAUGAGUGGGCCACCUGGAUCACCUGGACCAAAGGGAGAUAAGGGUUACAGCGGUCUACCUGGUAUGCCUGGACCUUCUGGACCAAAAGGUCCUGAAGGUCAUCCAGGUCCUACUGGACCCCCAGGGCCUAUGGGUGCACCUGGUCCUAAAGGAGACUGUGGAGAAGAAGGACCUAAAGGUUUUGAUGGAGCCCAGGGUGAGCCUGGUCCUCAAGGGUUACCUGGAAAGGAUGGCCUGCCAGGAGACCAGGGAGAGCCAGGACCAAGAGGCCCACCAGGACCAAUUGGUGCCAAAGGAGACAUUGGACCUGAAGGUCUACCUGGUGUUCCUGGUUCUUCAGGACCUCCUGGUCCCAAAGGAGAAAGAGGUGAACCAGGUGAAGUGGGACCACAAGGCCCUAAAGGAAUCCCAGGAAUGGAUGGUGCAGCAGGACCAAUUGGACCCCCUGGUCUUCAAGGACCAAAAGGAGAUUAUGGUCCUCCUGGUCCACCAGGCAUUGCAGUUGAAGGAGGUCCAGGUCUACCUGGUUCCAUAGGACCCCCAGGAAAAGAAGGUCCAUCAGGACCCCCUGGGCAACGAGGUCUGCCUGGCCCUCCUGGACCACCAGGUCCACCUGGAAUACCUAGUGUGUCACCUGAAAUGGCAGGAGUGCUUUCUGAGAUGGGCCCAAGACUAGACGGUGUUAAAGCUGGAAGUUAUGGCAAGAAGGGCAAGUAUGGAGGCAAUGGGGCAGAAGUAAUGGGUCCCAGUGGGCUGGAAAUGCCAGCAUUCACAGCUAUAGCAAUGACUCCGUUUCCACCUGUCGGCACUCCAGUCAUCUUUGACAAGCUUUUGUACAAUGGUCGCCAAAACUACAACCCCCAGACAGGAAUUUUCACUUGUGAAGUACCUGGCAUUUAUUACUUUGCCUACCACAUUCAUUGCAAAGGAACUAAUGUUUGGGUCGCUUUAAUGAGAAACAAUGAGCCCGUAAUGUAUACAUAUGAUGAAUACAAAAAGGGUUUCCUAGACCAAGCAUCAGGGAGUGCAGUAUUACCUCUACAGCUAGGGGACACUGUGUAUAUUCAGCUGCCCUCAGAUCAGGCUUCAGGACUUUAUGCUGGACAGUAUGUGCAUUCCUCCUUCACUGGGUACUUGUUAUAUCCAAUGUAA
Molecule: messenger RNA, 2235 nt
Organism: Pelmatolapia mariae (spotted tilapia)
Lineage: Eukaryota; Metazoa; Chordata; Actinopteri; Cichliformes; Cichlidae
Gene: col8a1a
Product: collagen, type VIII, alpha 1a
Exons: 2
Coding region: 1-2235 (744 amino acids)
Molecular function (GO): protein binding
Source: RefSeq, a predicted model, not a curated record